AUGGAACGUCACUCCCUAGCGGUUAGCACCAUUGCGGCUGACGUUCGAAGAUUUUAUGAGCAUGGCGAAUCUUACAGAGUUUUCCAUGGUUCUUCGAACAGCACCCGUCCUCGACAUGGAGCAGAUCAGAACAUUGUUGACUUUAGCAGUCUCUCGCAUGUUGCUUUAGUUGAUUCGGAGCGCCGCAUCGCUCUCGUGGAGCCAAAUGUUCCAAUGGACCGCCUAGUUGAGAUAACCAUGGCCCACAACCUUGUACCUCCUGUUGUCAUGGAAUUUCCUGGAAUCACUGCAGGUGGAGGUUUCUCGGGGACAUCAGGAGAAAGCAGUUCAUUUCGGCAUGGUUUCUUCAACAAUACUGUCAACUCGGUAGAGAUUAUCCUCGGCAAUGGAGAUAUCGUACAGGCUUCUAGUCAAGAACGAGAGGAUCUAUUCCACGGAGCUGCAGGCGCUGCGGGAACUCUUGGUAUAGUCACCCUAAUUGAACUACGUCUUGUCGAGGCUAGAAAUUUUGUGAAGACCACCUAUCACAAAUUUCAAGGAAUCCCACAAACAAUCUCAGAAAUUCAAAAACAAACCGAAAAUUCAGAAAUCGAUUAUCUCGACGGAAUCGUGUUUUCCCCACAGCACAGUGUCAUCAUCUCUGGUAAAUUGGUCGAUGAGAAGCCAGCUGAGUGCAAGUUACAGACUUUCAGUGAUCCAAGCGACCCAUGGUUUUACAUGCAUGUCAAAGAUAAGACACUGUCGCUCAGCGAGUGGUCUAAGGUUGUCGAAUAUAUUCCCCUCAACGAAUAUUUAUUCCGAUACGAUAGAGCGGGUUUUUGGGUGGGUCGACAAGGAUUUACCUACUUUAAAGUUGUUCCCUUCACAAAAUUUUUCCGUUGGUUAUUGGAUGACUAUUCCCACACGCGAACACUCUAUCAUGCACUUCAUGCACUUCAUGCCAGUGGUGUUUCAUCAGAAUUCGUGGUUCAAGAUGUAGCUCUGCCAUACGGAGGAAGAGUUCUGGAGCCAAUAUGA
Molecule: messenger RNA, 1017 nt
Organism: Penicillium angulare
Lineage: Eukaryota; Fungi; Ascomycota; Eurotiomycetes; Eurotiales; Aspergillaceae
Exons: 1
Coding region: 1-1017 (338 amino acids)
Biological process (GO): steroid metabolic process
Cellular component (GO): membrane; cytoplasm
Molecular function (GO): Delta24(24-1) sterol reductase activity; FAD binding
Source: RefSeq, a predicted model, not a curated record